AUGCUCAAGGAAAGAUGGAUCCAGAGCAUCUUGUUGAACGGGAUCGGGAACGUGACCAAAUUUGGGGCAAGGAAAAUUCAAAACACGACGGACAAAGUGUAUGAGGAUGAGCCGCCCGAGCUCGAGGUUCCGAACUCACGUCCCAAACGAUACCUGCUGCGACUCAUCAACACCUCGAUUGGAUCCACCUUUAUCUUCUCCAUCGACAACCACCUGCUUUCCAUUGUCAGUGCUGACUUCGCUCCCAUUUACCCCUACCUCAACUCGUCGAUCCUAGUUGGAAUCGGUCAACGAUACAAUGUUAUUGUCGAAGCAAAUCCAAAGAACAACACCAAACAGCCCCUUGACAGCAACGGAAACUACUGGAUCAGAACGUGGGUCGCCCCGAACUGCGGUGCUGGUGUGGUCAUCAACAAGGACAGCAAGGAGACAUACAUGCAAACGGGAAUUCUGCGUUACAACAAGAGCAGUACGGAGGAUCCAGAAUCAAAACCAUGGACAGAUAUUUCCAUGGCUUGCUCGGAUGAGACUGCCACCAGCUUGAGACCCGUGCUGCCCUGGGUUGUUGAGGAUCCGAUCAAUGUCAUGUCAACAGAAAGCAAGAUUCAGCACAUGGCCGUGAUCAGCGGCCCACCGGUUGAUCCGAUUCCGAGUUUCCCCCAGGCCUCCUAUUCUUUCAGAAACGUAUCAGGGGAUAUCAAUGGCCCCAAUCCACUCCAGAUCAACUUCAGCGACCCAGUGUUCCUCAACCUGGACAACGACGAGCCGUUCAAGAACAAGCUCUGGGAAAUCUACCCCGAAGGUCGCCCCAACCAAACCGACUGGGUAUGGCUAGCCAUCACCGUGGACUAUUCUCCUGAUGGAGAUACCAGUGCCCAUCCGAUUCACCUGCACGUACAUGACUUUGCCAUCCUCCAACAGGCCGAAAAAACCACCUACGUCCCUGAGAACAUCCAUCUGAACCUCAUCAACCCGCCUCGUCGUGAUGUGGUGCUGAUGCCUAAGAGCGGCUUCAUCAUCAUUGCCUUCAAGGCUGACAACCCGGGCGCGUGGCUCCUUCAUUGCCAUAUCGCCAGUCAUGCAUCCCAAGGUCUGGCCCUGCAGAUUCUGGAACGUCAGGCCGAUGCUGCUGCCAUGUGGCCAAAGGCGAGUCCCGCUGCGCAGACUGCCGCUACGCUGUGCCGCAGUUGGGACUCUUGGGUUGCUGCGUCUUACACGUCCACGCCGACGCCUUUGCCUGAUGAUUCCGGAAUUUGA
Podospora pseudocomata is the source of this 1257-nucleotide messenger RNA. RefSeq lists its product as uncharacterized. The coding region runs from base 1 to 1257 and encodes 418 amino acids. The record is from RefSeq and is a predicted model, not a curated record. Gene Ontology annotation, molecular function: oxidoreductase activity; copper ion binding. NCBI's taxonomy places the organism in Eukaryota, Fungi, Ascomycota, Sordariomycetes, Sordariales, Podosporaceae. The transcript is spliced from 2 exons.